AUGCAAGCAGUAGGUCUAGAUCUUUGUGGGAACAUUGUGGGCCGAGGAGCAAGCGAGAAGAACGGCGUCGGUAUGACCCAGCACCAACACAGAGAGAUGGUGGCCGCGAGAACUGACAGCGAGAACAACCCGUCCAGCCACAACCCUCCAAACCAUAACCCACCCAAGAUUCUGCCAGUGUCUGGAAAACUGGAGCAGGCAAUGCAGAACAACUCCGGCCUUGUUCGUCCCUCUGCCUUCAAGCCGGUGGUUCCCAAGAGCUUCCACUCCAUGCAGAACCUGGUGGGCCAGACAGGAGGGGCUGGAAGCGAGGGCAAGACUGAGGCAAGGAGUGAAGGGUUCAGUGAGGGAAGAGGUGGCAGGAGAGGCAGGGACGGGGGAGGAGAGUCAGGAGAGGUCCCAGAGGCCCUGCUCCUCGACCAGGACAGCCCAGUAAGGGUCAGCAGAAGUGAGGGUGGGGGAAAUGGUAUUGAAGUGGUUCAGGGAGGGAUGUCUGACUCAGGGAGGAACUCCCUGACCAGCCUGCCCACCUACACAGGCUCAGGGUCUGGUUGUGGACCCCCAGCAGUCCUGGGGCCUCUAAGUGCUUCCACCAGCCACAUCAACAGGUUGGGCAUGGUUGGGGCAGCUGCAGGCCUGGACAAGCUAGAAAAGCCUGGCUACCAGAAUGGGUUAAGUGCUUCAGACAGCGGCCGCUCGUCCUCGGGAAAGAGCUCCUCAUCCUAUCAGAGGCUGAGCCACCUGAGUGAUGCCCCAGCACCUCUGCGCCCCUCACCCUCAUCUGAUGACAUCAUUCAGGACCUGGAGGACCGUUUGUGGGAGAAAGAGCAAGAGGUGCAGCAUAUGCGCCGCAACUUGGACCAAAGUGAGGCAGCAAUCAUUCAGGUGUUUGAAGAGAAGCAACGCGUCUGGGAGCGACAGAUGGAUGAGCUGAGACAGAACUAUGCCUCGCGCCUACAGCAGGUUACACGUCGUGCUCAGCGCUCCCAGACUGCCUUGCAGGCCCAGAUAACCCGUCUGUCCCAGGACAAAAGGAGGCUCCAGGAGGAGAUGGCGGCUCUGCUAGCCCAGAGAGAGGAGCUGGAGAGAAAGUGUCUGGAUUACAGGAAGGAGCAGGCUGACAUUUUGCCUCGCCUGGAGGAGACCAAAUGGGAGGUGUGUCAGAAGGCAGGAGAGAUCUCCCUGCUGAAGCAGCAGCUGAGGGAGAGCCAGGCUGAGGUGACCCAGCGAGCUGGAGAGAUGGUGGCCCUGAGAGGCCAGCUGAAGGAGCUCAAUGCCCAGCUGAGGGAGCGGGAGGAGACCAUGCUGGGCCUGAAGGACUCCUACAGCACCAAGAGUCUGGAGCUGGAGAAGUGUGAGGGAGAGCUGAGGAGGACACUGUCAGAAGUGUCCAUCCUCAGAGAGAAACUGGGUGUAUUUGAGGCAGAGGUGCUUAGUCUAAAGCGGGCUCUGAGUGAAGUUAGCAGAGGAGCCGAAGUUGUCGUGAGCCCCAACUUAGCUGCUGCAGGACUAUUGCCACCCUGGGGAGCUGUGCACUGCCCACGAAACCCCUCUGAGCCCUCAACCAACUCCCUCACCCCCACGUCUGACACCCUACUGAGUCUUCAGAGUGAUGAAGCCAAAGCCCAAAGGCAGGAGGCUCAGAGACAAGAGAGGCAGCAACGUGAAGAAGCUCAAUGGCGUGACCUGCGGCAAGAAGCCCAUAUACAGCAGGACAUGCAAAUUCGUCAAGAUGGCCAAGUCCGACCAGAUGCUCAACUCCGCCAGGAAGCCCAGCUUCGUCAGGAGGCUCACCUCCGCCAUGAAGUCCAAAUCCGUCAAGAGGCCCAACUUCGCCAAGAAGCACAGCUGCGUCAAGAGGCGCAGCUCCGUCAGGAGGCCCAACUGCGUCAAGAAGCUCAGCUACGUCACGAGGCCCAACUCUGUCAGGAGGUGCAGCUUCGUCAAGAUGCUCACCAGCCACAGCGGGUCCAGGAGGGUCACUGGGACGAAGCAGGGGAGCUGCGCAGGCAACUAGAGCAACUUCAGGCUGCAUUACGUCUGGAGCGACAGCAACGGGAACGUCAGGCUCUCAACUUUGACCAGGAGCGACACACCUGGCAGGACGAGAAAGAACGAGUUUUGAAAUACCAGGCACAGUUGCAGCUGAGCUAUGUGGAAACACUGCAGAAGAAUCAGGCUUUGGAAAAACGCAUGAGCCAGUUGGGAGCCAAACCAGCUACAACCUCCACAACCACCACUAUCACUACCACCACCACCUCCCCCUCCUCCUCUAAUUCUCCACCUCCACCGCCAACCCUUUCACCUCUGUCUGCUCAGCCCCCUUCCCUCCCCGGUCCCAUCACCCUCACCCUCUCCCCACCCUGUGAAGACCAGAAGGGCCCGCCUUCUCUCCACCAGCUUGCCCCUCCUUGGGCAGGACCUUCACGCCUGGAGAGGAUAGAGUCCACUGAGAUAUAG
Messenger RNA from Scomber japonicus (chub mackerel), 2460 nucleotides. It is a transcript of the gene lzts3b, whose product is annotated as leucine zipper, putative tumor suppressor family member 3b. Gene Ontology annotation, cellular component: dendritic spine. The coding region runs from base 1 to 2460 and encodes 819 amino acids. Gene Ontology annotation, biological process: regulation of dendritic spine morphogenesis. The record is from RefSeq and is a predicted model, not a curated record. The transcript has 8 exons. Lineage: Eukaryota; Metazoa; Chordata; Actinopteri; Scombriformes; Scombridae.